AUGUUCAAGUUGGUGGUGUUGUCUGCUCUCCUCGCCGUAGCUGCUGCUGCUCCAGGCUUCAUUGCUUCGCAUCCAGUUGUGUACUCCGCACCCGUCGCUACAGUUGCCGUGCACGAGCCCGUUCUGACCAAAGUGGGCGCCGUGGUUCAGAGUGUGCCCACAUCAGUCUCCCACCAAAGCCAAUCGGUUGUGCACAGCUCCGCUCAUCUUGUUGAGGACAUUGUUGCACCGGUUGUUAAGACCAGCUAUGUAGCCUCUGCUCCUGUUGUGCAUACCUACGCUGCUCCCAUUGUGAAGACAAUCGCUUCUCCAGUGGUUUUGAAAUCGUGGUAA
Molecule: messenger RNA, 333 nt
Organism: Bactrocera tryoni
Lineage: Eukaryota; Metazoa; Arthropoda; Insecta; Diptera; Tephritidae
Product: cuticle protein LPCP-23-like
Exons: 2
Coding region: 1-333 (110 amino acids)
Source: RefSeq, a predicted model, not a curated record